Trichoderma virens Gv29-8 is the source of this 1167-nucleotide messenger RNA. RefSeq lists its product as uncharacterized. Lineage: Eukaryota; Fungi; Ascomycota; Sordariomycetes; Hypocreales; Hypocreaceae. The transcript has 2 exons. The record is from RefSeq and is a predicted model, not a curated record. Bases 333 to 596 code for a protein of 87 amino acids.
CGCUGUUGGAUAUUGGCAUUGAUAAAUGAUGGAUAGCUACACAAACUAUCUGAAGAGGUGAUGAAAAACAUUCCUUGAAAACUUACAUACAUAGGUAUCCCCGACGUUUGCUCACAACGCCCUGGCCAAAACAGCUAUACAAAGCAGAUGCCGAUCCCGAUACCAAUAUACAUACAAAUACAAACCCCAAUAUCAAUACAGAGCACAACGCCAACACACAUAUUGAUAUAAAUAAAAAUACAGCAGUACACAUCUUCUGUUACCUCGGACUGUACCUCACCGAACUAGUCUCCACUGUCGUCGUCGGAACUCCUCCUGGAGGAUCAUCAUCCAUGUCGAACUUCGAGCAGCAACAAGAUCUGCCAUCCGAGCAGCACGCCCCCAUAUUGCUCGAGAAGCAACACCCAUUCGUAUCAGAGCAACAACAACCCUCGCGAUCGCUGCAAAAGAACCCCCCACGAUCCCCCCAGCAGCACCCGUCGCGGUCGGAGAACACGCAGCCGCCGCGGCUCGAGAAGCAGCACCCCUCCGAGUCGGAGCAGCAGCAGCCCGAGGAGCUGUCGGCGGCGGCGUGGCUCUGGCCCCAGUGGUCGUAGCGGUCGAUGUUGGAGGCGCUCAUGGGGGUUGUAAGGAGGUAGCCUUGGGUGUUGAUGCUGGUGCGGCCGUCGCGGCCUGUGAAGAGGGAUGGGAGGGAGGAAUUGCUGUUGGAUGCAUGUUGGGAGGAUCGGACGGCGACGCGGAUGUGUGCGUCGCUUGGUCUGCGGAGCGUGGAUGCCUCAUACGAGGGCGGGAGAUCGCUGUCGUCGGUCCGGAGCAGACGGCCGGCAUCGCGAGGCCGGGGAGGAAGAAGCGGCGGCGGCGUCGGAGGCGCUUCGGCUCUCCUCGGCACGAACUUGUCGCUAUUCACGGCAUUCAUUUGAGAGUGUCUGAUGUGGUGAUUUCAAAUUACAGAGAAGAGAAAGAAGAAAGGGUAAAGCAGGAAGAGGAGGAACCGGCAGUUUUGGGCCAAAUCAUGUGGAAACGAGAAUUAAACUUCAACGCAAUACCCCACGAACCCGGGAGCUCGGGAGCUGCGUGCGUGGCGAGAAAAGCUGGGCCAUAACGCGGGAAAGCUAGUUGUUCGCUGGCGAUUAUUUUUUUGGGGGGUCAUUUCAACACGUGCUGACG